UCUUCAUCUUCUCCCUCUUCUUUCAUCAUCCAUCUCCUUCUUCUUCUUCAAUCUUCCGCAUCUUCUUCUUCUUUAUAUGUUACUUACUUUGUUUGUAGACCAAGAGCCUCUAAACCUACUUUAAUAUAUACCAUUAAAGCUCAGACCCUAAACCGCCUGCUUUACAGUUUUCGCUGAAACCUUUAGUUACAGCUUCUCUCUUGCUCGUACAUUGGCACUUAAUUACAUAUAUCGAUAUAUGUGCAAAAAUUGGUUAGAGCUAUCGGGAUUCUGAAACAUGCCAGCCGGAGUAAUGAUUCCGGCAAGAAACAUGCCGUCGAUGAUCACCGGAAACGGGAACGUUACUCUUGGUCAGCAGCCUAACAACAUGAUGGAAGGUCAACUUCACCCUCUUGAGAUGACCCAGAACACAUCGGAAAGUGAACUUGCUCGAAUGAGGGACGAUGAAUUCGGCAGUACGAACAGAUCCAGCAGCGAAAAUCACGAAUUAGGUGGCUCCGGAGAUGAUCAUGAUCCUCGUCCCAACAAAAAGAAGCGCUACCAUCGGCAUACACAGCACCAGAUCCAAGAAAUGGAGGCUUUUUUCAAAGAGUGUCCUCACCCGGACGACAAGCAAAGGAAGGAGCUUGGGCGUGAGUUAGGGUUAGAACCAUUGCAAGUGAAAUUCUGGUUCCAAAACAAGCGCACCCAGAUGAAGACCCAGCAUGAACGCCAUGAGAACACACAGCUUCGGACUGAGAACGAAAAGCUAAGGUCUGACAACAUGAGGUUUAGAGAAGCGUUGAGCACUGCAUCGUGCCCAAAUUGUGGAGGUCCAACUGCUGUAGGACAAAUGUCAUUCGAUGAACAUCAGCUCAGACUUGAGAAUGCUCGAUUAAGGGAAGAGAUUGAUCGUAUAUCAGCAAUAGCUGCAAAGUAUGUUGGCAAGGGGAACUUUCCUCUUCUUUCUUCUCCUGUGCCUCCUCGACCAUUUGAUUUCGGUGUGCAACCUAUCUCCGAGGAGAUGUAUAGUGUUGGUGAUCUGCUUAGGUCGAUAAGUGCACCGUCUGAGGCCGAUAAGCCGAUGAUUAUCGAGCUUGCGGUGGCGGCUAUGGAAGAACUAGUUAGAAUGGCUCAAAUGGAUGAACCUUUAUGGAUUGCCAGUCUUGAUGGCACAACCUGUAUGCUAAAUGAAGAAGAGUAUAUUACAACCUUUCCUAGUGGACUUGGGCCAAAACCUACUGGUUUCAAAUGCGAAGCUUCAAGAGAAACUGCUGUUGUUAUCAUGAACCACAUUAACCUAGUUGAGAUUCUCAUGGAUUUGCACCAGUGGUCAACUGUGUUUUCUGGGAUAGUUUCGAAAGCUUCAACUUUGGAUGUGCUCUCAACAGGAGUAGCAGGGAAUUAUAAUGGAGCUCUUCAAGUGAUGACAGCUGAAUUUCAAGUUCCUACACCUCUUGUACCCACUCGCGAGAGUUAUUAUGCUAGAUACUGCAAACAGCUUGCAGAGGGAACUUGGGCUGUGGUUGACGUUUCCUUGGAUACUAUACGCCCUAGUCCCACUGUCAGAUGCAGAAGAAGACCAUCUGGUUGCCUGAUUCUAGAAAUGCCCAAUGGCUACUCAAAGGUUACUUGGGUUGAGCAUGUAGAAGUGGAUUAUAGAGGCGUUCACAAUCUGUACAAGCAGCUCGUAAGCUCCGGCCACGCUUUCGGAGCGAGACGCUGGGUGGCUACUUUAGAUCGACAGUGCGAGAGGCUUGCUAGUGUUUUGGCUUCUAACAUUCCCGCCGGUGAUGUUGGGGUCAUAACAAAUCAAGAUGGAAGAAAGAGUAUGCUGAAGCUAGCUGAGCGAAUGGUAAUUAGUUUCUGUGGUGGAGUGAGUGCGUCUACGGCUCACACGUGGACGACAUUGUCGGGAACCGGGGACGAUGAUGUGAGGGUGAUGACCCGAAAGAGUAUUGAUGAUCCAGGUAGACCUCCAGGGAUUGUUCUUAGUGCUGCAACUUCCUUUUGGCUUCCUGUUUCACCAAAGAGGGUAUUUGAUUUCCUCAGAGACGAGAAUUCUCGUAAUGAGUGGGAUAUUCUUUCUAACGGAGGGGCAGUCCAAGAAAUGGCACACAUUGCUAAUGGUCAGGAUCCAGGCAAUUGUGUUUCGCUACUUCGAGUAAAUAGUGCAAAUUCAAGCCAGAGCAACAUGCUGAUUUUGCAAGAGAGUUGCACUGAUUCAACAGCCUCUUUUGUGAUCUAUGCUCCUGUUGACAUUGCUGCAAUGAACGUUGUCCUAAAUGGAGGGGAACCGGACUAUGUUGCUCUUCUUCCCUCCGGUUUUGCAAUAUUCCCCGACGGAACCGAAGGUGGCAUCGCUGAUGCCAGCGGGUCUGGUGGAUCUCUUCUCACGGUUGCAUUUCAGAUUUUGGUGGACUCCGUGCCGACGGCGAAACUCUCUCUCGGAUCCAUCGCAACAGUUAACAACUUGAUUGCAUGCACCGUUGAGAGGAUAAAGGCUUCUCUAUCAUGCGAUAAUGCAUGAACUGCCACAGCUUAAAAUUGCAGCCAUCUUAGCUAGUGAUUAACUUAAGGAGGAAGAAAGGGAAGGAAAAUUCAAUUAAAGA
Messenger RNA from Hibiscus syriacus, 2591 nucleotides. Its product is annotated as homeobox-leucine zipper protein HDG2-like. The record is from RefSeq and is a predicted model, not a curated record. NCBI's taxonomy places the organism in Eukaryota, Viridiplantae, Streptophyta, Magnoliopsida, Malvales, Malvaceae. The coding region runs from base 278 to 2509 and encodes 743 amino acids. Gene Ontology annotation, molecular function: DNA binding; lipid binding. The transcript is spliced from 14 exons.